Penicillium odoratum is the source of this 387-nucleotide messenger RNA. RefSeq lists its product as uncharacterized. NCBI's taxonomy places the organism in Eukaryota, Fungi, Ascomycota, Eurotiomycetes, Eurotiales, Aspergillaceae. The record is from RefSeq and is a predicted model, not a curated record. The transcript has a single exon. Bases 1 to 387 code for a protein of 128 amino acids.
AUGCCCGACAUCCUCGACCGGAUCCGGAGUGAAGUGUCCGAUAAAGAACUUGCCCUAUGGACAGCCCUCACAUGUGCCGAUCCAGCCUCUGAGUUAAUCAAACUAAGCAACCCAGAAGCCAACUUCCUGUUCCCGAAAAAAGAAGUUCUUACUCUGGAGGAUCAUGACAAAUUCAGAAAGGCUUUGAGGGCUCCAUUCCACCGAUUCGACAGUUAUCGCCUCGAUGAGGUCCGUAUUUUCAUCAUCGACCUGAUGGCAGCGACAGUGACCUGUAAGGUCUACGCGGAGAGGGAUAACAAAAAGUACCGGGCAACGUCGCAUACCACAUGGAGCCAGGCUUCUGAUGGGGAGUGGAGAAUUGUGACCCAUCAGGAAUGCAAGGUAUAG